GGGGGUGACGUAAGCAGGGGGGCGGGCCCAGGGCAUAUAAAUACAGGCUGGCAGCUCUGCGCUUCAUUCAUAAGGCUGAGAGCUAUCGCCACGACUGGGGUACGCGGAGCCCGGACUUGGGGACUUGACUAUUGUGGUUCUUUUUGGGGAUUGUGAAGUUUGUUUUGUUUCGUUGUUUGUUUUUUUUUUUAACUCCGGAGAGAAAGUUUUUGUAAGAAUUCUAGAGAUUUCUUCAUUGUUUCCUGGAGGACCGGCUUAACUUUUUCGUCUUCUUUUAUUACUCCCCGCCGGGGGACCCGCGGAACCCUUGGAAGAGACCGCACCCGAAGCGAACUCUGUACAGCGGGACAGCGCUUUCUGCCUCUGCGGGAGAGAUUCCCCGCUCGCCCCUGUGUCCGACAGAGUCUGGACGAUUAGGAAGUACAGCGGCAUCCUUUAGGAGCCUCAGCACUGCGGAGGAACUGCACAGAAACUUUGCUAUUGUUGGAGCGGGACGCUGCCCUCUCUCCGAGCUUCCCCGGAGAGCGCACUUUGGGGACGCGCUCGGCUCACCCCAGACUCGCACCUUACUUACCCCACCCGGCCAUAGCCUUGGCUUCCCGGCGACCUCAGCGUGGUCACAGGGCCCCCCCUGUGCCCAGGGAAAUGUUUCAGGCUUUCCCCGGAGACUACGACUCCGGCUCUCGGUGCAGCUCUUCACCCUCUGCCGAGUCUCAAUAUCUGUCUUCGGUGGACUCCUUCGGCAGCCCACCCACCGCCGCCUCCUCCCAGGAGUGCGCCGGUCUCGGGGAAAUGCCCGGUUCCUUCGUGCCCACGGUCACCGCGAUCACAACCAGCCAGGACCUCCAGUGGCUCGUGCAACCCACCCUCAUCUCUUCCAUGGCUCAGUCCCAGGGGCAGCCCUUGGCCUCCCAACCCCCGGCAGUCGACCCCUAUGACAUGCCAGGAACAAGCUACUCCACACCAGGCCUGAGUGGCUACAGUAGCGGCGGUGCUAGUGGCAGCGGUGGGCCUUCCACCAGUGGAACUACCAGCGGACCUGGGCCUGCCCGCCCAGCACGAGCCCGGCCUAGGAGACCCCGAGAGGAAACGCUCACCCCGGAGGAAGAGGAAAAGCGAAGGGUUCGCCGCGAGCGGAACAAGCUGGCAGCAGCUAAAUGCAGGAACCGUCGGAGGGAGCUCACUGACAGACUGCAGGCGGAGACUGAUCAGCUGGAGGAAGAAAAGGCAGAGCUGGAGUCGGAGAUCGCCGAGCUCCAAAAGGAGAAGGAGCGCCUGGAGUUUGUGCUGGUGGCCCACAAACCGGGCUGCAAGAUCCCCUAUGAAGAGGGGCCCGGGCCGGGGCCAGGCCCGCUGGCGGAGGUGAGAGAUUUGCCGGGGUCCGCAUCCGCUAAGGAAGACGGUUUCAGCUGGCUGCUGCCGCCCCCGCCACCACCGCCCCUGCCCUUCCAGACCAGCCAAGACGCGCCCCCCCACCUGACGGCUUCUCUCUUUACACACAGUGAAGUCCAAGUCCUCGGCGACCCCUUCCCCGUUGUUAACCCUUCGUACACGUCCUCGUUUGUCCUCACCUGCCCGGAGGUCUCCGCAUUCGCCGGCGCCCAACGCACCAGCGGCAGUGACCAGCCUUCCGACCCCCUGACCUCGCCCUCCCUCCUUGCUCUGUGAACCCUUUACACAAACAACAAACAGACACUCAAGGGAGAGCGAUUUGGACGAGGAGGAGAGAGGGGAAGAGACAAACUGGGUGCGUGGCUCCCUGACUCUUCUGUCUGACCCUCCCUCUCCACUGCCGUGGGACGAGAAGACCUCUUGUGUUUUGUGCCGCCGCCGCCGCCGCCGCUUGUUUGUGGGCCCGGGCGAGGCCCGAGAGCUGGUGACUUUGGGGACAGGGGUGGGGAGGGGAUGGACGCCCCCAGAUGCCUGUUGGUCUUGACAGAGGGGCUGGUGGGGGUGACGCCCACCUUUGGCGUCCUGUGCCGGGCGGGGUGGGAGAGAAGGGUGCGGGGCGGGCAGGCGCUGUGGGUUGGCUCGAGCCGUCCCAGAGAGGCCCAACAAGGAACGCCACCCCCUCCAGGGGGCUGCCGGCCUGGCUCCCCCGUCCCCUACCCUAGCUUAUUUAUCCCACCUUCCCAUGAGGUUAGACCCUCCUCUGGCACAGUGGAGGCCUCCGGCCCCAGCCGCACAUCCAGCCCCGGAAGCUGAUGCUCCCAUCAGCUACCCCCAGAUUUAUUCUGAAAUGUGAACUCCCUUCCCGGAUUGUCCAGCCGUCCCCUCCUAGGAAAAAAAAACCUGGCUAGGAUUGGACUUUCUCAGUCCCUAAGGACCCCGUUCAGUCCCCUCCUCACCCCCUUUCUGAUGGAUCUCAGUAUUAUUCCAAACCCUCCUCCUUCAAGCUACUCCCUGGCCGUCCUUGUUGGACCUUUCUGGUUUCAAGCAGCAGGGGGCGCUGCGACGCCUUCCUGCUGGAGUGCUUUAUACUGUGAAUGAGCAGCCUGGUUGUAGGGUGGGCUUGGUGGGACAAGACCCCGACUCCCCAAAGCCUUCCCUGGGCCUCAGCCCCUACCUGCCUCCUCCUCUCCUCACCGAUGAGUUAGACUCAAAGGAGGGGCAGAAUCCAGAGGAGGGUUGACAGAAACACACCCGCGGCCUCUCCCUCUCUGGGACCCCUGUCCUUUUUUUUUUUGAAGGCCUCCACCUUCCCCAGCCUAGGACGCCAACUUCUCCCUGCCCUCGGCGCCCUGCGUCAGUCCCUUCUAGAAAGGGAGUGAGGGGCUGGACAUUUUCCAGAGAAGUUUGAAGGGCUGAGGCUUUGGUUUCAUGGACUCCCAAUAUUUUUGGACUGGCAAACAUGGAGAGGAUGGGCUCCCCAGUCCCAUCUCUCCAUGCCUUCACUCCGAAUUUUGGAUCUGGCUCUCCCACCUCGCCUCUCCUUGAGCUUCACCUGUGAGUGAGAAUUUCACCAUGGGGCAAAUUUCUAUUUUUUAAUAUGAGGGUGGCCCUGUCACUCUCUGUGUCGCAUGGACAACAUUCCACACCCUGUCCCACAUCUCCGGCCCUAAACCAGACCCUCCCUUACCUAUUUAUCCCUUCCCUGAUUCCUGAAAGGCACUUAUAUCUAUUAUGUAUAAAUAAAUAUAUUAUAUAUGGGUGUGUGUGCGCGCGCGCGUGUGUGUGUGAGUGUGAGUGCUUUCCACAUCGAAUAGUGUGCCGUGGAGUUGGCAAUGCUUCUGGAACUUGGAAUCAGUGUCUCGGGCCGUCUCUAUCUGUCCCUAGCUGUCCCUUCUCCGAUUGUCUCAGCAAGCCAGCCAGUCCAGCAAUCUCCUGCUGGCUCCCUGACUGUUUCUCCUGUAUGGCCCUUUGACCGUGCCCACCUGUGUCCUUUCUGACUGUCCCUGAUCCUCCAGCUGUCCACGGACAGGUUUAAUUGGGGACCUGUGAUAAUAGUUUUCAGAGGAUGCCUGAGAGAUGGACAAUUUUUGCAGUCUGUAUGGUUGAGAAUCCUCGUUGCCAGUGUGAGUUUGGGAAGGGCCUGCCUAUGCCAAACACAGUUUAUUGAAUCCCCAAGCCCCUCACACCUC
Molecule: messenger RNA, 3581 nt
Organism: Fukomys damarensis (Damara mole-rat)
Lineage: Eukaryota; Metazoa; Chordata; Mammalia; Rodentia; Bathyergidae
Gene: Fosb
Product: FosB proto-oncogene, AP-1 transcription factor subunit
Exons: 4
Coding region: 646-1668 (340 amino acids)
Biological process (GO): regulation of transcription by RNA polymerase II
Cellular component (GO): nucleus
Molecular function (GO): DNA-binding transcription factor activity, RNA polymerase II-specific; RNA polymerase II cis-regulatory region sequence-specific DNA binding
Source: RefSeq, a predicted model, not a curated record